GUCUCUUCAUUCUCAUCUGCAUCUGCCUGUGUGUCAGUCAUGGACAGCACUAAAGUGACUCUGACAGUGAGAGGGAGCACAACACUUGGUGAGGUGAUCGCAGUGGUUGGCAGUUGUGAAACCCUGGGCAGCUGGUGUCAGCAAAAAGCCGUGACCCUGCAGCCGGCAGAGGAGGAUGGCGGCUUAUGGAGAACAACCAUUCACGUUCCCAGAGGGGCUGAAACCAAAUAUCGCUAUUUCAAAGCAUUCAUUUUGGAGUCUAAGAAUGCUGGUGGUCCAUGUCAAGUCAUAGUCAAUAGAUGGGAGACCCAUCAGCUGCCACGAUCAUUGAGUCCCUCAGAACCAGAGCUUGUGGUUGACGACGGGCAUUUUGGAGUCCAUGAUGGUGCUGAGUGUGUGGACUCUGGCUGGUUGACGUGCCAAACAGAAAUUCGUCUCAGGCUUCAUUACUCAGUGAAACCUCCAGUAUCUAUUACUAAGAAAAAAUUCAAGACCUCACGCUUCAGAUUAAAGUUGAUGCUGGAAGGUGUUGAGGAGGAGGAGGAGGAGGAAGAAGAGGAAAGCCCUUCAUCAUGGCACAAGAUGACCACCACGCUAGAGAUCAGUAUGAUCAGUGAUGACGGAUACAAGUCUCGUCAUUCGCAGCCAGAAUGUGGAUACGCACUGGAACCCUCACGAUGGACAGAAUACACCAUUCACACAAUGGACCCCGAUAACCUAGAGCUCACCUUUGAGUUUUUUGAGGAGGACCUGAGUGAGACUGUGGUUCAAGGUGACGCCCAUCCAGGCCACGGGGGCACAGCAUGUCUUUUAUCAUCCUCUUUUGUGGAAAGUGGCAAAGAUUUAGGUGUGGUCACCCUGCCCAUUAUGAGCCGAAACUCCAGACAGACUCUUGGGAAAGUCAGAGUGGAUUACUUGGUGACGCGUCCCAUACAAGGCCUUCAGUGUGACAUGAGUCGGUCUUUCACCAAGUACUGGAGGAAGAGGAGCCCUUUGGAUGUUGGUCAUCGAGGAGCAGGAAGCACACACGCUGCCAAGCAUCACAAGAUCAGGGAAAACACAAUUGCCUCAUUUCUAAGUGCUGCCAACCAUGGAGCCGCUUACGUAGAGUUUGAUGUUCAUCUGUCUAAAGAUUUAGUUCCAGUCGUCUACCACGAUCUCACUUGCUGCAUUUCGACUAAAAAGAAAAAUGACAAGACUUCAAUGUUGUUGUUCGAAGUUCCUGUUAAAGAUCUUACAUUUGAUCAACUUCAGCUCUUAAAACUGGCCCAUACCACUGCUUUGGACACUCAUGACCACAAAGACUUGCAGGAUGAGGAGGAAUAUAUAGAUGAGCACCAGCCUUUCCCUUCACUUCCUCAGAUAUUCCAGUCUGUUCCAGAUCACGUGGGAUUCAACAUUGAACUAAAAUGGAUCUCUCAGUUCAAGGAUGGCUCCUGGGAUGCAAACCUCUCCACCUACUUCAACAUGAAUCAGUUCUUGGACAUCAUCCUCACUUGUGUGCUGCAGAAUGCUGGCAACAGGAGGAUCAUCUUCUCAUGCUUUGAUCCUGAUGUUUGCACAAUGGUGAGGCAGAAACAGAACAAAUAUCCGAUCCUGUUUCUGACCCAAGGAGUGACGGAGCUCUAUCCUGAGCUCAUGGACAUCCGCUGUCGGAGCACUAAGAUCGCCAUGAGCUUUGCUCAGAGUGAGAACAUACUGGGGAUCAGCGCUCACACUGAUGAGCUGCUGAAGAACAUGGAGUUCAUCAGAGAGGCUCAGUCCAAAGGUCUUGUGGUUUUCUGCUGGGGCGAUUAUAACAAUGACCACGAGAACAGGAGGAAGCUGAGGGAACACGGCAUUGACGGACUCAUAUAUGACAGAAUCUGUGAAGACAAGCUCGAGCAGUCGAACAUCUUUAAAAUGGAGGAGCAGGGAGGAAGCCUGAAGGAGGUCAUCCAGACGUGUGCCUGCUCCACCUACAGCAUCCCCUGCUCCUCAUUUCCCUGCCCCGGAAGACCCAGCGAGACCAAUGGAGAGUCCGACUCGGGCCUCAGUUCCUCCUGAGAGCCACACACUCAGAGUCUAUAAACUUCCCACAAUGCAUCACAAGUAACGCACAAAUACACUCUGUCAUUAAGCCAAAUGUCGUUUGAGUUGCAGCAUAUAAUCACGUCAGAUGAAUGUUGUAGGGGAAAAGCAUAAAACGCUAUCUUAAAGGGAUAGUUUAUCCAAAAAAAUGAGCAUUUACUCACUUAUACUCUCCCUCAAGUGGUUCUAAACCUUUAAGAGUUUCUUUAUUCUGUUGAACUCAAAAAAAUAGAUAUUUUUAAUAUUGUUUGAAACCUGUAACCAUUGACUUCAAUAGUUGUUGAAAUAAUAUGGAUGUCAAUGGUUACAGGUUUCCGGCUUUUGUAACCAUUGAUUGCAUAGUAGGAAAUACUAUGGAAGUCAAUGGUUACAGCUUUUCAGCAUUCUUCAAAGUAUCUUCUUUCUUGUGUGUAGUAGAGGACAAGAACAAAAUGCUAUCCUUAAAGGGAUAGUUCACCCAAAACAUUAGCUUUUACUCCCUUUUUACUCUCCCUCAAGUUGUUCUAAAUCUUUAUGAGUGUCUUUAUUCUGCUGAACACAAUAUAAGGUAUUCUGAAGAAUGUUAAAAGCCUGUAACCAUUGACUUUUAUUGUAGGAAAUACUAUGGAACUCAGUGGUUACAGGUUUUCAGCAUUCUUCAAAAUACUUUCUUGUGUUGUAGAGGACAAAAAUAAAACAUUAUCUUAAAGGGAUAGUUCAUCCAAAAAACAAACAUUUACUCGGUUUUAACUGUCCCUCAAGUGGUUCUAAACCUUUAUGAGUUUCUUUAUUCUGUUAAACACAAAGAAGAUAUUUUGAAGAAUGUUAAAAACCUGUAACCAUUGACUUUCAUUGUAGGAGAUAAAAAUAAUAUGAAAGUCAAUGGUUACAUGUUUUCAGAAUUCUUCAAAAUAUCGUCUUGUUUGUUCAACAGAAGAAAGAAGAUUUGUAGCAGGUAAAUUGUGAGUAAAUGAUGACCGAAUUUUAAUCUUUGAGCGAACUGUCCCCUUUAAACGUAUUCAAAACAAUAUUUUUGCUUUGUAGACUAUUUGCUGUAUAGCUGGAUGCAGAAAUUGUGUAUAGAAUGGGUAUUUUGCUUGUAUGCAAACAAAUGUAUAAUUUUUAUUAUUCUAGAGCAGCAAGUAUUGAACAUUUAUGCUAUUUAGUAUUCAGAUGUCACGAACAACAGAAAUGCAGGACUUCACUGAAUUGAUUUAUUAUCUAAUGCUUAUUAUUUAAUAGCUCUCACUUUGAGCUAUUGAAGUCUCUUAAAAACAGAUUUCUUUUUUAAAUGACACUCAUUGAGAUGUAUAUUAUUAUAUUGUCACUACUAUAUAAAACCACACAUUCAUUUUAAAGGGAUAGUUGACCAAAAAUGAUUCAUUUCAGUUAAUUUACUCACUCACAGACCAUCAAACAUAUAUAAUUUUAGCUGAAAUCCUUCAUAAAAUGCAACAUUGGGAGUCCAAAUGAAUAGCCAUGGCUUCAGUUUCAUUUCAUAAUACCUCGAUGCAUUAUCAGGAGCAUCUAAUAUUAUUUCAGUAGGCCUGAAUAUGUUUUUUUUGACUCUCAAGAUACCAUUAGCUGUUGGCUUGUAUUGUAUGAGGAGUUCAAUCUUCUUUAAUGUUCUUGUAUGGCCUGAGAGUGAGUGAAUAAACAUGAAUUGGCAUUUUUGAGUGAGCUGCCCCUUUAAAUGAAACACUGAUGGUCUCAGCAGAACAAAAUGGAGUCUUUUUUUAUCAGCUGUGCAAUUGACUGAACUGUUUGUGUAUAUGUGUGUGUAUAUUCGGAUGGAUGUGCUGCUGGUUUCAGUGUGUGUGAUUCAUCUCGUUUCCUUUCGCAGAGAAUGAAUACACGCGCACACACACACACACACACACACACACACACACACACUGAACAAUGCUCUGAGAGCCAGAAUAAACUAAUUUAAUGCCAA
Messenger RNA from Danio aesculapii, 3988 nucleotides. RefSeq names its product glycerophosphocholine phosphodiesterase 1 (gene gpcpd1). The transcript has 19 exons. Gene Ontology annotation, biological process: glycerophospholipid catabolic process. Bases 40 to 2046 code for a protein of 668 amino acids. NCBI's taxonomy places the organism in Eukaryota, Metazoa, Chordata, Actinopteri, Cypriniformes, Danionidae. The record is from RefSeq and is a predicted model, not a curated record. Gene Ontology annotation, molecular function: starch binding; glycerophosphocholine phosphodiesterase activity.